GAUAGAUGUGAAGUAAGGUCUAAAUUAUCCUGGGGGAUUCCUAAAACAAUUUCGAGGCGGGAGGGAGCGUUCGUAUAAAAGCGCGGGCACUUUCCAGCUGGAGUCAGUUCUCUCCUGGAAAACCCACUGAGAAAAUACCACUGCACAAUGAUGAGCCGCAACUUCUUCGUGCUCCUGCCUGGCCUCCCUGGCCUUCCUGGCGCUGGCGUUGGCCAGCCCCUUGCCCGAGGCAGAGGCUGCGGCUGCCGCUGCGCCCGAAGCCGAUGCCAAGGCUGAUCCUCGGAGGAGGUUCUUUGGUCACGGUUUCGGCCAUGGAGGUUUCGGCCAUGGUGGUUUCGGCCAUGGUGGUUUCGGUCAUGGUGGUUUUGGCGGCUUCGGCCAUGGUUUUGGACAUGGUUUUGGACAUGGGUUCGGCGGCCACCACCACCACCAUGGUUUUGGCCAUGGCUUCUUCGGAUAAACCCAGGUUGAAGAGCUGCCGAAUGCUUUCGGACUUCGCAGGUCACAUGGUCAUCCGCCUAGGACGUGAAAACACCAACCUUUCGUCGCUACAAACAUCUCCGGUUGACAUUUACAAUAAAUCUAUAAAUGAAAAACCAAUUUUCUUAAAUUUUGUUUUUGAUAUCCUAAUGUUUAGGGGGGGAAAAGAUUAAAAGAUAAAUAGUGAUUAACAAGUAUCAGAGAGAGCGAUUGAAGAGUGGUUUCCUGAUGUUGUUGUUUUGAACUAAUAAUGAAGUAAUAUUUUUUGCUGAUUAAUUGAUAAAUUAAGACAUUUACUGCUGUUGAUGUGUAAACCAUUCCUGUUAAUUCAAUUCUUAAAAGAUUCUCUACCAUUUUAUGACAUAAACAUAAAUAAAUAAAUUUCCUUCUGUAAUA
Messenger RNA from Penaeus chinensis, 876 nucleotides. RefSeq lists its product as uncharacterized. The transcript has 3 exons. The record is from RefSeq and is a predicted model, not a curated record. NCBI's taxonomy places the organism in Eukaryota, Metazoa, Arthropoda, Malacostraca, Decapoda, Penaeidae. Bases 264 to 653 code for a protein of 129 amino acids.